AUGGAGGAGCAACAGCAGACGCAGGAGCAGCAGCAGCACCGAGGGGCAAGAGGCAGCGGCGGCCGGGGGGGCGCGGGGGCAGCGGCUCAGGGGCCUCACCAUGGUGGAUGUCUCACCCGGAACGGUACCCCCCCAGCCGGGAACCCCGGCCACCCCCGCAGGGGGGUGGCGGCGACAACCUCCACCGUGGCGACCCCAGCCUCUUCGCCCGCCUCAGCGCCCAGCCAAGAGAUCCGAGGAAGCCAGGGAGGGUGGGAGGAGAAGAAAAAAGGCAGGGGGGCUGCAAAGGCAGACUGGAGAGCUGCUCCUCCGGCCACUGGGGUGGAGCGCGGCGGGGUCCGGCCAGGAAGGAGCGGGCGGGCGGAGAACCCAGGAGCAGAGGCGGCGCUUCCCUCAAGGAUGCGGCGAGGAGGAAGCAGGGCUCCGCUCGGUGGGGGCCGGCGGGGGGGUGCCGAGCCCAGACCCGGGCGGCGGCAGCGCGGUCCUGCGGAAGCCCACCCCACCAUCUCCCGCCUCGCGGUCGGCUGCCCUCAGUCCCCGGCGGCGACCGGGCCGGUCCUUCCGGACGAGCAGAAGCGGGCGAGGGGCCUCAGGGCGGCGGAUUCCUCCAGACACGCUCUGGCCGGGACGGUUCCAGAAGAGGGAGGAGGGGGCGGCGGGACGCGUGUGAGGCAGGGGCAGGCGGACCGACCGCCCCCAGCCGGGCCGGAGAAGAGCGACGCGCCCCAGGGGCAGGGUCACGAGAAGCGUCGGGAGAGCGAGGGAGCGGCCGCGGGUCCCCCAGCAGCCUGCGCCCAGCAGCAGCUCGGCGGGUCAGCUCCUCACGCCCGCCAGAGGGGAGCCGCGAGGGGGGCGGCGGAAGCGCUCACGCCGCCCGCUCCUUCCGCCGCCGCCGCUGCCCGAACCGGGGGCGCCCGCGGGAGAAGGAGACGAAGUAGUCCCUGGCGAUUUCCCCGCACCGCCAGCUUCCCGGAGAACCAGAGUGGGAAAUUCUGAAGAAGGGAGGUCCUUCAGCCAUACUACUUCCUGGAACAUCUCACCACCCCACUCUGGAACGUGGCACAUAUGGGGCCUGUGGUAGGUGGGGAUCCUGGGUGACACAAAGCCCAUUGUGCCUCUUCUGAAAGUUUGUUCAGAAACUGGAUUGAGUUGGUGCCCCAGCACAGAGAUGCUAUGAGAAUCUAUGGAAGAAAUAUACUUGGGAAUAGAUCCCAAUGGGUGAGAUUACACACUUUGCUCUUCAACAACCGGAAAAGUCAAAACUACAUUCACUUGCCUGUACCAAUAGGCACUUGUGAUGGUCAAUUUUAUGUGUCAACUUGUCUAGACAAUGAUACCCAGAUAUUUACUCAUAAAUUAUUUCAAAUAUUUCCGUAAAGGUGCUUUUUAGAUGAGAUCCACAUUUAAGUCUGUAGAUGCUGAAUAAAACGGGUCACCCUCCAUAAUGUAGGUGGGCCUUAUCCAAUCAGUCGAAGGCCUUAUUAUGAAAAAGAUUGACCUCCCCCAAAGAAGAGGGAAUUCUGUCAACAGAUGGCCUUUGGACUCAAACAGCAACUCUUUCCUGGGUCUCCAGUCUGCCAGCCUCCUCUGCAGAUUUUGGACUCGCCAAGCUCCCUUAAUUAUAUGAACCAAUACUUUAUAAUAAAUGAAUCAAUCAACAAAUUGAUCAAUAUCUCUCUUCCUGUUGCAAGGCCUUUGCACAUCUGGGACAUGAAUACUCCCACCUCUAGCCUAACUAAUGCUUCCUCAUCCUCAUACAUCUCUCAACAUCAUUCCCUUAAGGAACCCUCCUUAUUUCCCUUGAUGAGUUUGAUCUGAUUUCAGAGCAGCAUGUACCUUUCCUUUGUAGCACUUAGCACUUUGUAACUCUACCAUUGUAUUGUCACUGAGGUCAUGAUCAGAGUCAAGCCUGUCUACCUGAUAGUAGACUUGCUGGGUUGGGAGAGGGUGGACUGUAUCUCUACUUCCAAUGCUUGUGUGCUUGGCACAUAGAAAAUAUUUAUUGAAUAAAUAUGUAGUGAUUCCUAACUACUUGAACCCCUUAUAAAUGAAGGAUUAUUUUCACAGGUUGAGGGGAUUCAGGCCCGUGGACAGGCCCUUGGUUAUGCAGUGGUAAAACUGAUUUUCUGCCCUAGGUCUGUUGACUCAGAGCCCAUGCACUUUCUACUCACCAAUCUGCCUUCCUCAGCAGCCUGCAGAAACCAAAGGCAAAUCCAUUUAAAGAAAACACUCCAAUCUGUGCACUUCCCUUAUUGUUUCAUCUCUAAAACACACCUCAAUUCUUGAUACCACUAAGAGAAUGAGAAAUCCGUUGUUUUUGAUUGAAACAAAACAGAGUAAUUGUCUGGAAAUUGAGGUACCUAUUGCCUCCGAAUCAUUACACCUCAGAGAGAAGCAUGUCACUUGAAGGUGAGACUAAGCAGGUGAAGAAUUCUCUUGACUUCCAGAUUUUAGAGAGUGACAAAAAAAACAUCACAUGAAGGAAAGAAUCAGAGAAAAUGUAAAAUGUAUUCACAUUUCAUAAAAAUGGAGAUUAAAAUUACAUAUCUCAAGAGUUCCUUCAUGGCCCAGCAGUUAAGGACUCAGCAUUGUCACUGCCAUGGCUCAGGUUACUGCUGUUGCUCUGUUCGAUUCCUGGCCUGGGAAUUUCCUCAUGCUGUAGACAUGGCCCUAAAUCACAUAUCUCACAUUUUUAUGCAACUCAAAAGUGUUUUAGGUAUAAUUCUAAAGGAUCAAAGCAAUUGAUUUUAACUGGUUCCUGAAUAGCAAUACUAAACUUGGUCCUGGUUGUCAGGUAGAUAAUCCCAUUUCAUUUUAGAAACACAACAGGUUAAGAAUUGCGCAACUUUCCUGGGGUAUCAUGUAAUAAUAAGUAGACAGCUCAGACAGGGAAACUUGCAAAAAUCUAAUCAAAACGUCCUUACAAUACUGUCUCCUGAAUUUCAGACCCACAGGGCAAUUUCACAGCCAAGUCUGAAAGACUUGAAAAAACAGGGUUGGAUGGGAAGUGCUGACACAAGCCCAGCAGAAAGAAUGGCCUCACUAUAUUGCCACAACAAUCUGAGAAAAAAAAUUUUUUUUGGUGUGAAUUAAUCUUCAAGCUGCUUCUAUGUGACUUGAGAAUAUGCCACCGAAACUGACAUAACCUUGGCCAUGUGCACAAAUCGUGUGUACAUUCCUGAUGAAUCGGGCCCUUGAUCACAUUCCUAUUAAUUACACUUAGAUCUGAACUAAGUCCUAACAUGUUAAGAAUGUUAGAGGGGAGAAAACAACAACAGUGGAGAAUUUUGCUUCUCUAUUAUAAAAAUAGAAGAAGGAGGAGCUUAUGACAACUGCAAGUUAAGACUUUUUCAAGUAACUUCUACUGAGGUAAAGUAAACUGACUGACACAUUAUUAUUAGGUGAACUUAGGGUUAAGUUGAUGGCAAAGAACUUCAGGUACUUUAGGAAAAAUCAUUUUGGUACCACCCGUGCUUCCACAGGACAUGGGUUUUUCUCUCCUGGCUUUUUCUUAACCUGGGAUGAAUAUCAGACAUUUGUGUUUUUGUUUUACUCUCUGUAUUUGCACUCCCAUGCCAGCCCCUUAGACUUGAGUUGCUGUAGGACAGGAAAGAUGUUUUAUUCUUCUUUUAAUCCCAGACAACACUCAGAAAACUGCAGUGAAUAAAACAAAUGCAAAAUACAUGUUAACUGACAUCAGUAAUAUUUAGUAACUGGGAGAUCUGUACAAUAUGAAAUGUAUCUUAGAAGGUAAAAUAAUAACAGCAUUUGAAAUUGAUGGGGCCACCUGGGCCUGAGAUUCUUGUGUGUGUGUGUGUGUGUGUGUGUGUGUGUGUGUGUGUGUGUGUGUGUGUGUUUUGGCUGCCCCUACAGCAUGCAGAAGUUCCUGGGCCAGGGAUUGAACCCACUCCACAGCAAUGACCCAAGCCACUGCAGUGACAACACCGGAUCCUUAACCCACUGCACCACAAGGAAACUCCUUUUUUGUGUUCUUUACUAUCAGCCUCUUGAACACUAGCGCUCUUAGGCUGGACCAAGUCAACUGUCAAACCAAAUUGGCAGCAUCAUUUAAUCUUGAAAUGAGCACUUAGAGCCUCAGUAGACAAUGAUCACCAUUGCAAGAACUCCACAAACUUAAUUUGGAUCCCAGUUUUGCCCAUUCUUGGCUCUGUGACUUUAGGCAAAUUUCUUAAUCUCUUUAAGGGAAAUGGUCUAGACAAAUUCCUAUGGCAGGCCGGUGUUUCAUGCGUUUGUGUGGGCAAGCUGGGAUCAUAAUAUUCUGUAAUAACCUAUAUGGGAAAAGAAUCUGAAAAAGAAUGGAUAUAUGUAUACAUAUAACUGAGUCACUUUACUAUACAGCUGAAACUAACACAACACUGUAAAUCAACUAUACUCUAAUCUGAAAUAAAAUUAAAGAAAAAAAAUAAAGGUACUGGGGCAAGACUGCUUGAAAGCAAUAAUCCAUCGCUUGGGCACAGCAGGGAGUCUUUUUAAUUUUUUUCAUUUUUUUGGCUGCACCUUUGGCAUGUGGAAAUUCCUGGGCAAGGGAUUGAACUAGCACCAUAGCAAUGAUGACAUUAGAUCCUUAACCUUCUGAGCCACGUGGGAACUCCAGCAGGGAGUCUCGAGAAUUGUGGGACUUGGAGUUUGGUCUACAACUUUCCAUUGUCUGUUAUCCUAAGUUUAUCUGGGAAAGUACAACAGAGACUAGCAAUCAGCUACUUUGUCUGGAUCUGGAAAUGCUUCUUGUACCUUGAAGGUUUAUGGCAAUUCUACACAUGCACUCUCUAUAAUCCUGAAACUCUACUACUGAGGUUGCUUUUGGGAAUCCCAGGGUUACCUCCACCCUCUUGAUCUGUAAAAGCCGUGGAAAUCCCCAGAUAUUGCUUCCUCCACUUUGACCCAUGAUAGGAAAUUACCAUGCUGUAUACCGUUUUAGGAUUUUUAGGAUUAGGGAAAGGAAAUUAAUCGACAUUUCUGAGAAGUCCAUGUGAAUCAUUCUUAAGAUGUUAGGUUUCAGAUUAGAUCUUGCAGUUUAGCGUUCUGUGUGUAUUGAUAGAGUUGAUAAAGUAGCACAUAGAUAUGAUGGCUGUUCCUGGGAAGAUAUUAUCCUCAUUUUAUGGACAGUUAAAAAGAAGACUUGGAGUGAAGCGUCUCACCCAAGGCCAUGUAAUGUGUAUGUAGCAGAGGCAGGAGUCAAAAGAUUUUAAAUCAAAUUGCUGUGAUGUUUCUGAAAAGUCUUGUCAAGAAUGGAAAGUGGGGACAAGACAACAUGGCAGAGCCUUCCCAUUUUUACUCUUUCUGAAAAGGGUUGCAUCAUCUGACUCUAUACUUUAAAAAAGAUUAAUAGGAAUUUUUAUUACAAAGGAUGAAGCACUUGAAAAACAUUGCAUGAUUUGGUGAAUCAUUUCAGAGAUUACUUACAUAACCGGAUUUCCCUCCAGCCAUACCAGUCAUGGGAUAGAGCUGGGAUGUCCUGCUGCAGCAAAUUGAUUUUCUGCUCCCCUUGCCCAUGCCUUGUGGGAACUACCCGCUCAAUCAUAUCCUUCCCUCUGCUCAGACAGGGGAGGGGAAUCCCUGGUGGCUGAGUGCCUUAGGAACUGCAGUCUCUCCUAUGCAUUUCAUCCCUGAGUCUGGCAAGGCCGGUGUUUCCUGACCCAGCCAUUGGCCCCAGACCAUGUGCCCAUUCUGUCCUGUCUGUCCCAUCUCACCUGCCUAAACAUUUCACAUGCCAACACAGAAUGCUUUUCUCUUCUUUAUUUCCAGCAGAUGAGGGCAUUUUCUCUGCUACAGGAGGCAAGGAGGAUGACCGACCCUCUGUGCAAGGAUCUUUCUUAGGGAAACUCCUCUUCUUGCCACCCCAUGUCAGCCAGUACCCCCAAGAUUUCUUCUUGAGGAGUGAAGUCCAUCAGAACCAUGCUGUUCUGCCUUUCUCUCUCCCCCUCAGAACAGUCUCAGAGCCUCUUUCUCAGGUUACUUCUUCCCACCUCCAUGAACAGAUUCCUUCCAAAACAAAAUCAGGAAAUCUGGGGAUGGGACAGGUAGCUUUUGUUAUAUUUGCCUAAAAGGGGAAGAAUCCAGAAUUUGGGUACACAAAAGAAGGAAAUUACUCAAACACAUUUGUAACCCUAACUCUGGUUCUUAUGAGGUUUUUGUUUCAUUUCAUUUUUAAUUGAUAGAUUUUAGUUUUUAGAAAAUUUUUGUUUGUUUGUUUUAGUGGCCACAUCCACAUCAUCUGGAAGUUCCCGGGCCAGGGAUUGAAUCUGAGCUGCAUCUGCCACAAAGCUGGAUCCUUAAACUCACUGCACUGCAUAGAAGAUUGAACCCAUGCUUCAGCAUCGACCUAAAUAGCUGCAAUAGGAUUCCUAUCCCACUGUGCCACAGGGGGAACUCCAGAACAGUUUUAAGUUGACAGAAAAUUGAGCGGCUAGUACAGAGAGUUGCCAUGUACUGCCUCUCCCUACUUUGUGAGGUUCGAAGUGCCUAGUUUUGGAACUCAUGAGCUGCUGAAAGAAUAAAUGCAAUUUUUCAAGUUAGUACAACUUUUCUAACCUGCUGAAGCACUGAGAGGCAUGCAGGAAAGUUAGUAAAAUUAGUAGAUCACUUAUCAUCUUGGCCCACAGUUUAUUUAUAAAGGCAAAUUACUAAAUUACCUAGUUGCAGAGCAUUUUUAAUUAUUCAGAUAAGAAGCACAAGAAUGUUUAUUUUACAGCUUAACAUGCUUUUUUUUUCUGGUUUAAAAAGGUCUAAUAUAAUUGAAUUGUUGUCUAACAACAACUAGAAUUUUCCAAUUGUUUAUCUCCUUUUGCAAGUUGCUUCUUUUCAGGGUUCUUAUUCUAGUGCAGCCCAUUAGUCCAGAACCACAAAUUGAUUCUUAAAAGCUACCUGCGGUUGAAGUAUGGCACAGAGUGGGAGCUCCAUAAAGUGUGCACGGUUUCAUCUUUCUGCAGCUAAAUCCCUAAAGCCUUUAAAGGGCCAGGGAGUUUGAAGUCUUCUCUAAUGAUUGAGUAAUGGUUGAAAAGCUUUCUGAAAAUGUUGUAAAUAUUUAUUGAUUGAUCGUCAACAGAGAAAAAGGCUUUUACUCCUUCACAGUGGCUGAGAGGAGGGUGAGGGAGGAAGCUUUUCUACACCCAUUUGAAUUUGGCUUUUUCAUUUCUCGUGCUUUGAGGUCCCUGACAUACAUUUCUAGAAUAGACCUCUUCUUUCACCUUCAAAAGGAAAGAAAAUUAGAAUCAAACAGUUUUCUUAAGUUUUGCUCUAUGACCCAGAGAAAUGUAUAUAGAUAUUAAGCAAGUUGAACAAGGGUAAGUAAGCACAGCCCUUCAUGAAUAAGAAGGAAUUUUAGUUUCAAUCCACUGAAGGGAGAUGGAGUAGGUGGGGUAGGCAGCUGCCGAUGUCGUGAGAUGUGAACGCUACCAAAAGAUGUGCCUGCACAAAAAUAUCUCUCCCCUGGGUCUAUUCUAGUUACUAAAAGGCAGCCAGCGAUUGGAACUGCUUUUCUGGAUAAAGGCAUUGUCUCCGUCAGAUGCCAUCAAAAUACAUAUCUAUUCCUUGGAAAAGAUAAAUGUUAACACUUUAAGAAAGAUUAUAGUGUGUGUGUGUGUGUGUGUGUGUGUGUGUGUGUGUGUGUGUGUAUGUGUCUGUGUGAGCUUUUUAUUUUGAGAUAAUUGUAGAUGGGCAUGCCGUUGGAAGAAAUAAUACAGAGAAAUCCUGUAUAUCCUUCAUAAUUUGCACAGUUAUAAGACAAUAGCACAGUUGGGAAAUUGACACUGAUACGGUCGGCAGACCGGAUGCAGAUUUCUUCAGUUUCACAAAUGUGUAUGUAUGUCUAUGUGUUUAGCUCUAUGCAGUUUUAUCACAAGAUGUCAGAUCUGUCACAAGGUCCAUGGGGAGCUCCAGAGCAAAGGUUUCCCAUAAAAGGAGUCCUACACUGGGCAGAACUGGCCCAGCCUCCUUGCUCAGUCAUUACUGGGACCAGUUUAUAGACACUGAGCAUAAAUGCUGUGGCCAAUUCAAAGAUGUGGCUGCUGGAGGCUAGAGGCCAACUACAUCCUUGCAGCAUUCUUUCUUGUCAGGAGAUCUCACGGGCGCACUGCUCUGUUGUGACCACUGUUUUUGAUUUUCAUGGCACUGAAAAUUUUAAAUUUUUUUUAAUUUAUUUUUUUGGCCACACCCAUGGCAUGCAGAAGUUCUUAGGCCAAGGACUGAACCCACGCCACAUUAGCAACCAAGCUGUAGCAGUGACGCCAGAUCCUUAACCUGCUGCACUACCAGGGAACUUUUGUCAUUGACAUUUUUGAUGAGUAAUCUUCCCUUUCUUUUAUUUUUAAUAGAACAUUCUUCAUUUUUUUUUCAUUUUAAAAAUUUUAUUAUAGUUGAUUUAUAAUGUUGUGUUAAUUUCUGCUGUACAACAAAGUGAGUCAGUUAUACAUGUACACACAUUCAUUCUUUUUCAGAUUCUUUCCUGUAUGGGUUAUCACAGAAUAUUGAGUAGAUUUCCCUGUGCUAUACAGCAGGCCCCCGUUGACCAUCCAAUCCAUAUACAGUAGAGUGUGUAGUUAAUCUCAAACUUCUAAUUUAUCCCUCCCCCUCUUUUUCCUUUGGCAACCAUAAAUUUGUUUUCUAUGUCUGUGAGUCUGCUUCUGUUUUGUAAAUAGGUUCAAUUGUAUCUUUUUUUUAGAUUCUGCAUAUAAGUGACAUCAUAUAUUUGUCUUUCUCUGUCUGACCUACUUCACUUACUAUGAUCCUUGCUAGAUCGGAUAUCUAACCUGGUGUUUUUUAAACAUUUUUUCACAGACUCUUACUGAUAAUUAUCUUUUUUUUUUUUUUUUUUGAACUGGUGCUCUUCAGGAACAAACUUGGGGAAACUGCACAUGUAGCUGUUGCUGUGAGAAGUCAUCUCCCCCCCUUUUAUGGAGUGAUUGCCUCUUUUAUUUAAAAAAAUUUUAUUUAUUUAUUUAUUUUUGUAUUUUUAGGGCUGUACCGGAGGCAUAUGAAGGUUCCCAGGCUAG
Messenger RNA from Sus scrofa (pig), 9011 nucleotides. Lineage: Eukaryota; Metazoa; Chordata; Mammalia; Artiodactyla; Suidae. The record is from RefSeq and is a predicted model, not a curated record.